AUGGAUCAUUACAUAGGACAGAUUAAUGUUGCAAACCAUCAAAGUGCCCAGGAGCUGGAGGAUGCUAUAUUACUGUUGCUGGAGGGUAAUCCAUUACUAGAAUAUGAUGUUCCAUACGAGUACGACUACUGGUAUGAAUUUCACGAUGUUGUUUUAUACGAGAAUACCCAUGGUCUCAGUCAGAGGCAUUGGGAGGAGGUCAUGAAUAUGAUGAUUGAAAGGAUAAAUGCCACAAAUUUUUUCUUGCACCCGAUUGAUGAUAUGCCAGCAGAGGCCCAUCUAGUUCCAAUUGAGAAUCUUCUAGAGGAUGAGGACCCCAUGGAUUUGCCAGUGGUUGAGGACCCCCAUGGAUCUACAAGUGGUCGAGGACCAGCUACUUGA
Molecule: messenger RNA, 381 nt
Organism: Prunus armeniaca (apricot)
Lineage: Eukaryota; Viridiplantae; Streptophyta; Magnoliopsida; Rosales; Rosaceae
Source: the annotation of a GenBank genome assembly